This is a messenger RNA of Chaetura pelagica (chimney swift), 2229 nucleotides long. It is a transcript of the gene C1R, whose product is annotated as complement component 1, r subcomponent. The transcript has 11 exons. Gene Ontology annotation, cellular component: extracellular region; blood microparticle. The record is from RefSeq and is a predicted model, not a curated record. Gene Ontology annotation, molecular function: calcium ion binding; serine-type endopeptidase activity. Gene Ontology annotation, biological process: complement activation; zymogen activation. Lineage: Eukaryota; Metazoa; Chordata; Aves; Apodiformes; Apodidae. Bases 1 to 2229 code for a protein of 742 amino acids.
AUGCAGGGAGAGAAGCGGAGGGUCAGAGCCCUCCAGGAAGAAGAGGUUCAAAGGGCUGAGCUCAAGCUCACUGCUCUCCAUGAAAGCUUUGCCAGAACGCAUGUUCCAUUUGUCCUGUGGGCCUUCCUCUUUUUUGGAGUGGUCAGUUCCAGUCCAGUCCCAAGCAGGCUUUUUGGGGAGAUCAGAUCCCCUGGUUAUCCCAAGCCAUAUCCCAACAAUAACAUCAGCACCUGGGAUAUCCGUGUCCCAAAAGGCUAUGUGGUGAAGCUGACCUUCAGAUAUUUUGACCUAGAGCCAUCUGAGUCCUGCUUCUAUGACUAUGUUAAGAUCAAAGCAGACAAGAAGAACUUGGGCCGAUACUGUGGCCAGCUCGGGUCAACCACAGGCAAUCACCCAGGAAGGAAAGAAUUUGUGUCUAAGGGGAACAGGAUGCACUUGGCAUUUCACUCUGAUUUCUCCAAUGAUGACAAUGGCACAGUGAUUCCCUACAGGGGCUUCCUGGCCUAUUACCAAGCUGUGGAUCUUGAUGAAUGUGACCCUAACAAUGCUGCUGAGGAAGAUGAAAGGCCUCAGUGCCAGCACUUCUGCCACAACUAUGUGGGGGGCUACUUCUGUUCUUGCCGGACUGGCUACCAGCUUCAGAGUGACCACCACUCCUGCAAAGUGGAGUGCAGCAGUGAGUUGUACACAGAGGCCUCGGGGUACCUGAGCAGCCCCGAGUACCCCCAGCCCUAUCCUGAAGACCUCCAGUGCAACUACAGCAUCCGUCUGCCAAAGGGGCUGUCUAUCGUCCUCAGCUUCUUGGAACCCUUUGAGAUUGAUGACCACCAGCAAGUCUACUGUCCUUAUGACCAGCUCAAGAUCCAAGCACGAGGGAGAACGAUUGGCGAAUUCUGUGGCAAGAAGUCACCUGACAGCAUUGAAACCAACAGCAAUGAGGUGGACAUACUCUUCCUCACUGAUGAGUCGGGGUUCAGCCGUGGCUGGAAGAUCCACUACACCUCAGAGAAAAUAAAGUGCCCACAGCCUGUCCCACGGGAUCAGUUCACCAUCAUCAGAGACCUGCAGCCUGUGUAUGAAUUUCAGGACUAUUUUAUUGCCAGCUGCAAGACUGGGUAUAAGCUGAUGGAGGGCAACCAAACAUUGCUGUCCUUCACAGCUGUCUGCCAGGCUGAUGGGACGUGGCAUCAAUCCAUGCCCCACUGUGAGAUUGUGAACUGUGGGAACCCUGCAGACCUGACCAAUGGGGCAUUCAGCUACACUAACAAACCUGCAGACAACACCUACCAGUCAGUGAUCACGUACCGCUGCAAUGAGCCCUAUUAUCACAUUGUCACUGGAGCAGGUGGUGACAGAUUCACCUGCUCUCCUGAGGGAACCUGGAUGGAUGGAAAUGGCCAGGUGAAGAUUCCUGCCUGCUUGCCAGUGUGUGGGAAGCCAGUCAAUCCUGUUAUCUCAGUCCAGCGGAUCCUGGGCGGCAAGUCGGCAGGGAGAGGGAAUUUCCCUUGGCAGGCUCUGACUACCAUCCAUGGACGAGGGGGCGGUGCGCUCCUGGGCGACCGCUGGAUCCUCACUGCUGCCCACAUCAUCAUCCCCAAAGGGCAAGGAGAGAAUGAGGUGGGCCUGGACCAGCUAGCAGAGGAUGCUAAUGUUUUCCUUGGCCACACCAGCGUAGAAGAGCUCCACAAGAUGGGUAACCACCCUGUCCGAAGGAUCUUCAUCCAUCCAGAUUACAACCCUGAAGAUGAGUAUAACUUCAACGGGGACAUAGCUCUGCUGGAGCUGAAAUACCCAGUCACCCUGGGCCCUACAGUUCUGCCCAUCUGUCUCCCAGACACUUCCAACACCACCUUCUAUGAGGAUGGGCACAUAGGCUACGUGAGUGGCUUUGGUGUGGAGAAGAACUUUCUUUCCAAUGACCUGAAGUACGUGAGCCUGCCGGCGGUCGCUCGAGAGAAGUGUCAGAGUUGGCUGGACAGUAAGAGGGGAGAUAUACCUAUAGUUUUCUCUGAGAACAUGUUCUGUGCCGGCUUCCUCACCGUGAAACAGGACACCUGCCAGGGGGACAGUGGGAGCGUCUUCACAGUGUUAGACACACAGAGUGGUCGUUGGGUGGCUACUGGUAUUGUCUCUUGGGGCAUCGGCUGUGCCGAAGGCUAUGGCUUCUACACGAAGGUCCUCAACUAUCUGGACUGGAUCAAGGGGAUAGUAAGGGAGGAUAGGCUCUAA